CUGUCGGAAUGGAACGUUGGAACGGAAAAGUCGCCGUUGUGUCUGGUGCCAGUUCUGGCAUCGGAGCAGCGAUUGUCAAACAUCUGGCGAAGGCUGGAAUGAUCACGGUUGGUCUGGCGAGACGAGUGGAAAUGGUGGAAGCUUUGAAAUCCGAUCUACCGGAAGCUUCCAGAAACCACCUUCAUCCGGUGAAGUGUGAUAUUUCUAAUGAAGAAGACAUCAUCCGAGCCUUUAAACUGGUAGAAGAUAAGUUCGGCGGAGUAGACGUUCUAAUCAACAACGCUGGGAUAGCUCGCGAAACGGACUUGUUGAAGCCGGAUAACACGCAAAAGUUGAGGGAUACUCUGGACACCAAUGUUCUGGGAUUGGUGUUGUGCAGCCGCGAGGCGUUCCAAUCUAUGAAGAAACGAUCCGUUGAGGGACAUAUCGUUCAUAUCAAUAGUGUUGUGGGUCAUCACGUCAUUAAUUUCCCCAAUUUGAACAUUUACCCGGCCUCGAAACAUGCCGUUACGGCCAUUACCGAAACCAUGCGGCACGAACUGCGAGCCGAGGGAUCCAAAGUUAAAGUUACGAGCAUAAGCCCUGGCGUGGUGAAAACCGAAGCCACUAAAGGUUUGGAAGAACUCGGGAAUACUCCAAUGUUGGAAGCCGAAGACAUUGCUGAUGCGGUUUUGUACGUCCUAGGAACGCCUCCGAGGGUGCAAGUCCACGAGCUGAUGAUUAAGCCUGUGGGAGAACCCUUUUGA
Messenger RNA from Uranotaenia lowii, 746 nucleotides. RefSeq names its product farnesol dehydrogenase-like. The record is from RefSeq and is a predicted model, not a curated record. The coding region runs from base 9 to 746 and encodes 245 amino acids. NCBI's taxonomy places the organism in Eukaryota, Metazoa, Arthropoda, Insecta, Diptera, Culicidae. Gene Ontology annotation, molecular function: oxidoreductase activity. The transcript has 2 exons.